AUGCUUAUUCGAGGAUGGAAAAAUCAGAGCUCUGUAACUGAAUUUAUCCUCCUGGGAUUCUCCAGAAACCCCAGAACCAAUUGGAUCCUAUUUUUUCUCUUCCUCUUUGUCUAUUUGUUUACUGUCUUGGGCAAUGGACUCAUUGUAACCCUGAUCAGAAUAGAUGUACGCCUCCACACACCCAUGUACUUCUUCCUCAGCAUCCUAUCUCUGCUGGACCUCAGCUAUGCCACCACCACUGUGCCCCAGAUGUUGGUUAUUCUCAUAAGCAAAAACAAGACCAUCUCCUUUGUUGGCUGUGUGGUCCAGAUGUAUAUUUUUCUGACUUUGGGUAUUACUGAGACCUGGAUUUUUGCAGCCAUGGCAUAUGACAGAUAUGUUGCCAUCUGCUAUCCACUCCACUAUGGGGUGAAAAUGGGUCAAACACUGUGUAUACUCUUAGCAAUCAGCUCUGCUCUUUGUGGUCUCAUUUGUGCUCUUGUCUACACUGUCUUUGCCAUGAAACUGCCCUACUGCGGCCCCAAUGAAAUCAACCACUUCUUUUGUGAAAUUCCUGCUGUCUUGAAGUUGGCCUGUGCAGAUACAUCCCUCAAUGACCAAGUGGACUUUAUCUUGGGUUUCAUCUUGCUCCUAAUCCCAUUAUCACUCAUUCUAGCUUCAUAUGUUCGCAUCUUCAUGGCUAUUCUAAAGAUUCGCUCUACACAAGGGCGAAUUAAGGCUUUCUCUACCUGUGCUUCCCAUAUCACAGUGGUCACCAUGUUCUGUAUUCCAUGCAUGAUUAUGUACAUGAGGCCUGGCUCUGAAGCCUCACCUGAGGAUGACAAGAAGUUGGCCCUGUUUUACAAUGUAAUUUCUGCUUUUCUCAACCCUAUAAUCUAUAGUCUCCGUAACAAGGAUGUGAAGAGGGCUUUUCUCAAAUUGAUUGGAAAAAGUGAAGAUACUCAAUAG
Molecule: messenger RNA, 948 nt
Organism: Suncus etruscus (white-toothed pygmy shrew)
Lineage: Eukaryota; Metazoa; Chordata; Mammalia; Eulipotyphla; Soricidae
Product: olfactory receptor 2A5-like
Exons: 1
Coding region: 1-948 (315 amino acids)
Biological process (GO): G protein-coupled receptor signaling pathway
Cellular component (GO): membrane
Molecular function (GO): G protein-coupled receptor activity; olfactory receptor activity
Source: RefSeq, a predicted model, not a curated record